UUGUCUACAGAUACAACACGUCCACGUGAAGUCGGUGAAGUGGACGGUGUACAUUAUCAUUUUGUGUCAAAGCAAGUUUUUCAAGAAGAUGCCAAACUUGGAAAAUUCAUAGAAUACGGUGAGUUUCAAAAGUACUUUUAUGGUACUUCGCUGAGUUCAAUUCAAUCGGUCAUCGACAAGGUCAAGAUAUGCUUAUUAACGCUGAAAGCUGAGAAUUUGGAAGUAUUACGAAGGACGAAUUUCAUGCCUUACGUAGUAUUCAUUGCUCCACCAUCACUGCAGCAACUUCGUCGACAGAAAGAGAUUCUUGGUCAACACAGCAUCAAAGACGAGCAACUGAAAGCUAUUCUUAACGAAGGCAAAGCAACAGAACAGAAAUAUGGUCAUUUAUUUGAUCGGAUAAUAGUGAACAUUGAUUUGGAUCGAUCACUGCAAGAACUGAAGGAAGUAAUUAGAAGAUUGGAAACUGAACCCCAGUGGAUACCAUCAUUCUGGUCUCGUGUCACUGACAAUACUAGUAGUCUUUCAUCUCUGAAAUAUGAUGAAAAGUUAAUAUACUAA
Thelazia callipaeda (thelaziosis nematode) is the source of this 561-nucleotide messenger RNA. NCBI's taxonomy places the organism in Eukaryota, Metazoa, Nematoda, Chromadorea, Rhabditida, Thelaziidae. The record is from the annotation of a GenBank genome assembly.